Messenger RNA from Dothidotthia symphoricarpi CBS 119687, 1395 nucleotides. RefSeq names its product mandelate racemase/muconate lactonizing protein-like protein. Gene Ontology annotation, molecular function: L-fuconate dehydratase activity; magnesium ion binding. Gene Ontology annotation, biological process: carbohydrate catabolic process; amino acid catabolic process. NCBI's taxonomy places the organism in Eukaryota, Fungi, Ascomycota, Dothideomycetes, Pleosporales, Dothidotthiaceae. The transcript is spliced from 4 exons. The coding region runs from base 52 to 1395 and encodes 447 amino acids. The record is from RefSeq and is a predicted model, not a curated record.
CGGAAUCUCGGAAUCACAAACGACACAUCACAUUGCACGACAGACGGCAAGAUGGUGACUAUUACGCACACUGAGACGAAGGAUGUUCGGUUCCCGACAUCUCUCGACAAGACGGGUUCCGAUGCCAUGAAUGCGGCGGGUGACUACUCAUCUGCAUACUGCAUUCUUCACACAGACUCCGAGUUCAAGGGUCACGGAAUGACCUUCACAAUCGGCCGCGGCAACGAAAUAGUAUGCACAGCCAUUGCCCAUCUCGCAGACCGCAUCAAGGGCCGCACGCUCGAGUCACUGGUCGAGAACUGGGGCAAGACAUGGCGCCACCUAGUCAACGACAGCCAACUGCGCUGGAUCGGCCCGGAGAAGGGCGUGAUCCACCUCGCGCUAGGCGCCGUCGUAAACGCCAUCUGGGACCUCUGGGCCAAGACGCUCGGCAAGCCCGUGUGGCGCAUCGUAGCCGACAUGUCCCCCCAGCAGAUCGUCGACCUAAUCGACUUCCGCUACAUCACCGACGCCCUGACGCCGGAGGAAGCGCUCCAGAUCCUGCAAAAAGCCGAGCAGGGCAAGAAGGAGCGCCUGCAGGAGGCGCUCGAGAGCAAGGCUGUCCCCGCCUACACGACGUCCGCUGGCUGGCUCGGCUACGGCGAGGACAAGAUGAAGGGCCUGCUGCAGGAGACGCUUAGCAAGGGGUACCGCCACUUCAAGCUCAAGGUCGGCAGCGACCUGAAGCAGGAUAAACAUCGUCUUACUAUUGCGAGAGAGGUUAUCGGGUAUGAUAAGGGGAAUGUGCUCAUGGUUGAUGCGAAUCAAGUCUGGAGUGUGCCGGAGGCGAUCGCGUAUAUGAAGGAGCUGAAGGAGUUUAAGCCGUGGUUUAUUGAGGAACCGACUUCGCCUGAUGACGUCCUCGGCCACAAAGCCAUCCGCGAAGCCCUAAAGCCCUACUCCAUCGGCGUCGCCACAGGAGAAAUGUGCCAAAACCGCGUAAUGUUCAAGCAAUUCCUCGCCUCAGGCGCCAUCGACAUCUGCCAAAUCGACGCCUGCCGCCUGGGCGGCGUCAACGAAGUCAUCGCCGUCCUCCUCAUGGCCGCGAAAUUCAACGUCCCCAUCGUGCCGCACAGCGGCGGCGUCGGCCUGCCUGAAUACACGCAACAUCUGUCCACCAUUGACUAUGUUGUUGUGAGCGGAAAGAAGAGCGUCCUUGAAUAUGUGGAUCAUUUGCAUGAGCACUUUUUUAGCCCGAGUAAAAUUGAGGAUGGGUAUUAUGUUACGCCUACUAGUCCUGGGUAUAGCGUUGAGAUGCGGCCUGAGAGUAUGGAGAAGUUCUCGUUUCCGGGUGGGGAGAAGGGGUGGUGGAAGAGUGAGGAGGCGAGGGGGAUAUUGGAGGGGGAGAAGAUUUAG